Messenger RNA from Neltuma alba, 2286 nucleotides. RefSeq names its product probable rhamnogalacturonate lyase B. Gene Ontology annotation, biological process: carbohydrate metabolic process. NCBI's taxonomy places the organism in Eukaryota, Viridiplantae, Streptophyta, Magnoliopsida, Fabales, Fabaceae. The record is from RefSeq and is a predicted model, not a curated record. The transcript has 15 exons. Bases 188 to 2269 code for a protein of 693 amino acids. Gene Ontology annotation, molecular function: carbohydrate binding; catalytic activity.
AGGUACCUACCCAUUAAGAUUUCCAAGAGAAUUUAGUAGUAACGAAGAGAAACCGAGAGAGAGAGAUCGUAAAAGGACACUAUUGGUCUUUCGUCUUCUAUGUUUAGCUGUAUCUCCCAGCAGAAACCUUGUCUGCAUUGAUAAUUAUCAAGCUUUUGUUUUGCAGGUUUGGUUUUGGAAGAAGAAGAUGAAGAGGAGGGUAGGUGAGAUCGUAAGGAAACAAGUUUUCUUGCUGUGGUGGUUUGGAAUGACUGUGCAGUUCUGCUUCUUGUUGGGUGCUUCUCUCUCUUAUGACACCACCUCAUUCAGCAGAAGAGAGUUGAAGGGGAUAAACACUUCAAAACCCAGACCUUCAAUUUCUGCAGUUAAGCUUAAUACAGAAGAUCAUGGCCACGUGGUGAUUGAGAAUGGCAUUGUUCAAAUCACUCUGUCCAGCCCCGAGGGGUAUAUUCUUGGCAUAUCAUAUGAUGGAAUCGACAAUGUACUAGAAUCUCGAAACGAAGAACAAGACAGAGGGUAUUUUGAUGUGGUCUGGAAUAAGCCUGGGAACAGCAGCACUUUUCAGAGAAUCCAUGGGACCGAAUUUUCAGUUGUAUCAUUGGACGAAAACCAAGUGGAGAUUUCCUUUGUAAGAACAUGGACGCCCUCCCUGGAAGGCUCGAAUGUCCCCAUAAACAUAGACCAAAGGUAUGUAUUGCGAAGAGGCGAUUCUGGGUUUUACUCUUACACAAUAUUUGAACGCCCAGAAGGAUUUCCUGCAGUGGAGGUUGAUCAAAUCAGGAAUGUUUUCAAGCUCCAGGAAGAAAGGUUCGUCUACAUGGCUAUAUCAGACACUAGGCAAAGAUACAUGCCAACCAUGAAAGACAGAGAAACAGGACAACCUCUGGCUUAUCCUGAAGCAGUUCUCUUAACCAAUCCAUCUAAUGAAAACUUUAGAGGAGAGGUGGACGACAAAUAUCAAUACUCUUGUGAGAAUAAAGACAACAAAGUGCAUGGUUGGAUUAGCGUUGAUGCUGAAGCACCCGUGGGCUUUUGGGUAAUAACACCCAGUAACGAGUUUCGCAAUGCUGGGCCCAUCAAGCAAGACCUUACCUCUCACGUGGGCCCAUUUGCCCUCUCUAUGUUUGUGAGCACUCACUAUGCUGGGAAGGAGGUAACUAUGGAAUUUCAAGAAGGAGAGACUUACAGGAAGGUUUUCGGCCCCAUUUUUGUGUAUCUGAACUCUGUUUCAAGCUCUGAGAAUCCACUAACACUCUGGACAGAUGCCACACAACAAAUGUCUAAGGAAGUCAAAAGUUGGCCUUAUGAUUUCCCAAGAUCACAAGCUUACAUUCCACCUACCCAACGUGGAAGCGUGGCUGGAAGAUUACUGGUUCAAGAUUGGUAUAUCAGAGGAGGCAGAUUUCUAUAUGCUGACUCUGCAUAUGUUGGUCUGGCUCUUCCUGGUGCUGCAGGAUCAUGGCAAAGAGAAAGCAAGGGUUAUCAAUUUUGGACCCAAGCGAACAAGAAGGGCUAUUUUGUGAUAAACAAUGUUGUUCCCGGUGAGUAUAACUUGUUUGCAUGGGUUCCUGGCUUUAUUGGUGAUUACAGAUACAAUGCUACAAUAACCAUUAGCCCAGGUAGUGUAGUCCAAUUGGACUCACUUGUAUAUAAUCCGCCAAGAAGUGGAUCCACUGUUUGGGAAAUUGGAAUCCCAGAUCGCUCAGCUGCAGAAUUCUAUAUCCCGGACCCUUACCCUACACUCAUGAACAAAUUGUACAAUGAACAACCCAAAGACAAGUAUAGACAAUAUGGUUUAUGGGAACACUAUGCUGAUUUAUAUCCAAACAAUGAUCUAGUCUACACCGUUGGUGUUAGUUCAUAUGAUCAAGACUGGUUCUAUGCUCAUGUUACAAGGAGCACUGGCAAUACGACUUACCAGGCAACGACAUGGCAGAUUAGGUUUAAUCUUCCAUAUGGCCCAUUCAAAGGAAAUUACACCCUCCAACUAGCCUCAGCCGCAGCCGCUAAUUCUGACCUAAAGAUUUGGAUCAACGGGCAAGGUAACGCUCCUGCACUGUUUGAAACCGGAAAAUUUGGAGGGGACAGUGCCAUAGCAAGGCACGGUAUCCAUGGACUGUACUGGUUGUUCAGCAUUGAUGUUCCCAGCGAUGUUUUAAUGAAAGGGAAUAAUACCAUCUAUUUGCAACAGUCAUUUGCCAUAAGUCCUUUUCAAGGAGUUAUGUAUGACUAUAUACGUUUAGAAAGACCACCAACUCUAAGGACCUGAUCGUGUUGAUAUGCUAA